Molecule: messenger RNA, 306 nt
Organism: Aphanomyces invadans
Lineage: Eukaryota; Oomycota; Saprolegniomycetes; Saprolegniales; Verrucalvaceae
Exons: 2
Coding region: 1-306 (101 amino acids)
Source: RefSeq, a predicted model, not a curated record
AUGGACAUGUGUGCAAAGAAUGUGUCGGACCGAAACAAGUUGGCUCAAAAGUGGACGAGCGAAGGUCGGGUGGUGACACCGUACGCUGCUGAAAUCAUGGACGUUGAAAAGUUGAGGGCGCCAAGCUAUGAAGUCAUCAACUCCAGUGUGGAUGUGUUCUUUGUAUUCCAUCCUGGUGGUGAGCACAAAGUCAUGUUCAUGCUGACAGUGAUCAAACUGGUUUAUGGACCGCAUGUUCAUGAGUAUAAAUCAAUAGCCGCUGAGUCAUACCGCUCGGUGGCUGUCGCGCUCGGUAUUGUGUCGUAG